AUGGCGGCAGCGGCCAACGGGACCCAGCUCAUUGAGUAUCGAGACUCCCUCAGCAAAGCAGUGCUCAAGAAUGUACUGGUGCUCGCCAUCGGACUGUCCAUCAACUACAUCAACGCCAGCCUCGUGUACACCUUCUGCAAACACCAGAUCUUCUACUGCAACCCUCGCUACAUCCUCUUCUUCCACCUGGUUGUGAACGACAUGAUCCAGAUGAGCGUGAGCGUCAUCCUCUUUGUGAUCAGCUACACCCUUUAUAGGAUCAGCGUCCUAUCGUGCACCCCCUUAAUCCUGAUGGCUGUCAUCACCGGGGAGAACACGCCCCUCAACCUGGCGUGCAUGGCGGCCGAGUGCUACGUGGCUGUGUGCCUCCCGCUUCACCACACCCGAAUUUGCACGGUCAGGAGGACUCUAGCCCUCAUUGCCUUGUUCUGGGCAAUCAGCGUCAUCUCCACCUUCCCGGAUCUCUUUGUCACUCUGGCCUCUGAGCCUCUGGAGUUCUUCUCCUCCAGAAUCUUCUGCCUCCGAGAGACGGCUUUCCCCAAUCCGUUGCUGGCUCAGAAGCGGGACAUCACCUACAUUGUCUACCUGGUCCUGGUGUGGUCAGUCAUCUUCUUGCUGUAUUUCAAGAUCCUCUUCACGGCCCAAACGGCAAACAAGGAUGCCAAGAAGGCUCGGCGCACCAUCGUCCUGCACGGCGUUCAGGUUCUGCUGUGCAUGACCAUGUACACCGAGGCUCUGGUCAAGAUGGCUCUGCUCCGCUGGUUCCCCAGGAACUACUCGGACUCGCUGUUUGCCUGCUACGUUGUGGUUCAGUUGUUACCCCGUGCCAUCAGCCCCAUCAUAUACGGCGUGCGUGACAAGUGCUUCAGGAAGUACCUCAAACACUACCUGGUCUGGAAGAGCGGCCAUGUGUGACUUUGCACUCGGAACAACAACACUGUGUCUCACCAUGACAUCGGUCCUACUUUCAAGCACCUUCACCAGAGGACUCGAGACUGCAACUUUUUCUCCAACAUGUUUUUGCUUGAAAAAUCACCGUUCAAAUGUAGCUUUGACCUAAUAUGUUGUAUUUAUUGACUUCUGACGGGUCCCCAGUUGUUGUGCGCCCCAUACCGAGGA
Molecule: messenger RNA, 1119 nt
Organism: Syngnathus typhle (broad-nosed pipefish)
Lineage: Eukaryota; Metazoa; Chordata; Actinopteri; Syngnathiformes; Syngnathidae
Product: odorant receptor 131-2-like
Exons: 2
Coding region: 1-915 (304 amino acids)
Biological process (GO): G protein-coupled receptor signaling pathway
Cellular component (GO): membrane
Molecular function (GO): G protein-coupled receptor activity
Source: RefSeq, a predicted model, not a curated record